UGUUGAAGUAAAUGUCUCAAACAUUCGGAAAUCACAACGAUAUAAGCGGCCUGUAAAUUAUCGACUGAGAAAAAUAUUAUCAUGGAAUCGCGCGAACAGAUGAGACUCAUCAAUAUCGUGAAUUGCUGACAGAAAGUAAUGAUGAGCAUUUUACAUGGAAAGAUGGAUCCUCUCCACAAGACCCUGUCUUCAGACUGACUGACAGACAGAGGAACCAACAAUGGAGGAAGUUCUGAGUCUGCUGUUUAAAGAGUCCUCAUCCAAACAUGCCACCAUUAAACACAGCUCAAAGGAAGCGCUAGAUUUACUGGAAAACAAAGGUCUUCUGGAAGUGACUCCUGCCCAUGUUUUACGAGAGAAAUGUCUGGAGCCAUUACAACUUGCUUUGGAAUCCAAAAACAAGAAAUUGGCCUCAGAGGCUGUUAGAGGCAUACAGGCAAUCUUUAGUGAUGACCGAUUCCAGUCCAACAUAGAGUGUGAGGAUGAAGAGAGAUGGAUGCCCACACAGAUUGUGAACACAGUGAUGUGUACACCCUCACUGCCUGAGGAGAUACAGAUGGAAAUCAUGAAGCUCCUACUAAACAUGACAUUUUCCACGUCUUGGUGUAUGAAUGCCAAAGUCAUCACAAAAAUCACUCAGGUAUAUAUAGAUACCUACAUGACAAGCACGCAUAAUGUUAGGGGUACAGUGAAAGCCGCUCUUACUCAGCUUCUCACCAGCUUCACAGACAAACUCCAAUCUGCUGACACCAAAGGGGAUGUAGGAGAAUGUGAUGUGCUGGCUGACUUCAAUGCGAGAGGUAAUACCCAACAGGAGGGGCUAACCUCUGACACCAUCACCCUCCUGAAAUUCUUCACAACCAAACUGGAGGAGGCCCUGAGCUGUCAGGCUAAGAUAUCAGUGCCAUUACUACUGGAAGGAGUUCUGACUAUCAUCACCAACUCUCCCCUAGAUAUCAACUCCAAUGAACUCUUCCAGGAAACUCUUUGGAAGAGCCUAUGCCCUACUCUGAUUUCAUUACUGGGGUCUCCAAAGUCUGAGAAAACAGUCUGCAGUCAGAAAGCGGCACACAAGGAGGAGAUUGGGCGGGGCUCAGGAUGUUCCCUGUCAGCUCCCACUGUACAGAGCAACACCGCUAAAACUAUAUACAGCAUUGCUACAUCACUUGUGGAACUGAUGGGGACUGUGGGCUCCAUGAGGCCUGUUCUAGAGUCACUGUUUCAUCGAAUGCUGUUAUAUUCACCCCCCCAGCACAGACUCGAUGCUCUGAAGGCUGUCAAAGAGUUACUGAAAACUCCAAACAACUUGUACAACCUAGCCGCUCCAGUGGGUGAAAAAGAAGGGUCGGAGAGAGGGCCAAAGAAUCCUAAUGCAGACAUUUCCCUGCUCAAACUGAUUGUGGAUUCGCUGGAGGAGAGCUGCCAUUGUAAUGAGUCGCCUGUGUGUAUCACCAGUGUGGAGUGUGUGGAACAGAUGCUGGCCACGCUGGAGCAGAUAUGUAAGGGGGACGGGAUCACCCCGGGUCUCCACAGAAACAUGACCCGGUUCUACAGGACAGUCUCAGAAUCAGGCCUUUCUAGACCAGGAAGUGUGUCAUCAAGUGGGCAGGAGAUGCAUGAAGAAAUAGAACCAAACUCCCGGGAUACAGAUGUCUCCCAUCAGAGCUCGGAGGGUGUAAACAACAAAAGCCCACAACUCCCAGACAGCACUGCCAAGGGGGAUUACUCUCACAACCAACACAGAAUCAGAGAGGAAAUCAAAAAGCAGUACAGCAGGCUAGGGAGUAAGAUGGAAGAGCAGGAGAGUCAGAAUGCCAGGGAGUUUGUCAGGAGUCUGGAAGAGCUAAUCCCACAGCUUGAACAGAUGAUGGACAUCACAGAGGUAGACGAAGCGCUGCAGAAAUUUGCAGCCGAUUUCUGCACAGCUUUAUACAACAAGCAGUCACAAAAUGAAAAUGAAAGUCACAUGGCCAUACUGAAUGCAGAUGGAGUGUACGUAGCCAGUGUGAGUGCUCUACACUUAUGUUUACAACUAUCAACGUCGGGACACUAUAGCAGGAAGGACAACCCAUGUGUGACAGAGAGAGAGUUUGUGGACUCGGUGUUGGGGAGUGGUCUAUUGUUGUUCCUGUCCCCGGCGUGGCUUACAGAGGUCUACCACCAAGUGACCAAGAAAAACAUCCUACAGGCUGUUUCAAAAGUCAACUCAUUAUCACCCCUUGUUGAUCUGAUCAAAGACAUUGAUGGACUGGGAAGCCAUGAGAAGGGGUCACAGUUUCUGAGCAGCUGUUGUCCCGCCCACACAGGAGAUGGGGAGGAGUCAGACGUCUUUGAGAAGGACAAGUUUGUCACAUCUGGUAAGAUGUUUGCUCGCCGCGUCCUCUCCAAAUGCUGGGAUGGAAUUCUGGAUGUUCUGUCAGUGCUACUGAAUGGGAAAUCAUCAUGCGGAAUUUCCAGCAGUCUGGGAUUACUUCUGGGGACAGAGGGAGCAAAAGAAGAGAGCCUGAGGGCCCAGGAAGCCAUCUGUACCAGUCUGAAUGGGCUACAGAAAGCAGCCCGCCUCUGCUGUACACUAGGUCUCCAGGGAUACUGUGGCACUGUGUUUUGUCAGCUGGCCAGCACAUCAUGUGUCGUCAUUGACGCCCAGAAAAGUCCGAUCCUGGAGCGUAAAUCCCUUAACAAAACAGCUCCCCACAGACCUAGACUAGUCAAGCUCCACGCCUCCCACGUCCUCAGUAUGGAUGUCGUCAUGACAACGGGCCUGGAGAUGGGCAGUCACUCCUCUGACUGUUGGAAGCAUUUAUUUAGAUGCUCAUCCUUUAUAUCAGGGUUGGAGCACACAUAUUUUAGCUUGGGACAAAAUCACUCCAAUCUUCCCAAGCUACAACAACAGGAGUCCAACUUUGAACCAGGAGGCCCUGACAGCAAUGGUUACCAUGAAGAGCCCGAGCUGUACGGCGUGUCGGCCACCACUGCGGUUCCUGUGGCCCCCAGGAUCAACAUUACAGAACUGAUCAAACAGAGCGCUAUAGAGUCUGGCUGGGAGCGGUCACUGACCGGGGGUGGGGUCCUGAAUGCUGUCCAGUCCUCCCAGGCACUGUGUGGGCUCUCACAGGAGGUGGACAGAUUGUUUGAAGAGGCAGCCAAUCAGUUGAAUCUUCAGUCCCUGUUGAACUUCCUGUCUGAGCUUUGUGAUGCCAGUCAGCAGCAGCUGUACGGACUGAGUCGACAGGUGCCAUCGGAGCGAGGACCUGGGGGGGACAGUCCACUCCCCUUCAAUGCCCUCCACCUGUACCGCUUACAGGAGGUCCUGAUGAAGGUGGUGCAUAGUGACCGGCCCCUGCUACACCUGAUUCACACCUGGACCAUUGUGUCACCUCACCUGGUGGAGUGUGCUGGCCACAGAGACAGAAAUGUGUCCAAGAUGGCUGUAACCUGUGUCCAUGAUUUCAUUGUGGCAAUGCUGAGUGAGCGACCAGAGCUGCCAUAUUUCCACGUGAAUGAGCUCCUAUGUAAGGCACUGGAGAACAUGCUGUGUCUGGAGGUGUGUGAUGGAGACGUGCAGGACCAGAUUGUGUGUUCUAUCUGUGAGUUGGUGGAGGCUUGCACAGCCGACAUUAAAUCCGGAUGGCGUCCGUUGUUUGGAGCACUGAGAGCGGUCAAGAUCGAGUAUACGGCCAAUGAGGAAGUUAACGAUGCAAGACAGAGGCAUGUGGCCGCUGUACUAGAUGUGUUUGAGGUGUACCUGGCUACAGACAACAUCCUGGUCUUUGCGAACGCCACAGUUGAUUGCAUCCUGUGUUUGUUAAAGUAUAUCAGAGGCCCAGCUGAGUUUGACAGCUCCAGUGGUGACGAUUCUGAUUCGGGCAGUGAUUUUGUUAUGGGGACCACUGGGGGAGAGAAUUUGUGUAUCCCUGCUUUGGGGUAUCUGAAGCGAUGUGCCCAGAUUCUACAGACUAUGUGGAAAAUGCCAGCCUGCCCUGUAUUCAACUGUGCUAAAAGAAUACAAACUACACCCUCCCACGUUUUUGUGGACUCGAGCCUGCCUCAUAUGAACAUGGAGGACUUUAUCCGACACUACCACGAAGCGAGUCUACAUCGCUGCGAGACCUGUACCUCAAAACCACCUAAACAGACAGUCAGCGAUGGCACCACCCCCACACCCAAGCGGGAGCCACAGGAUAACCAUUCCCUCCAAGACGAGGGGGGUACAGACAGUCUGAACUCUGUGGAUUCAGGGGUAGUGACCGGGCAGAAUGAUUUCAAAUCAAGUAGUAAGACAGACAUACAAGACAAGAGUCUGAAGGAUGGAGAGAUGCAAGACAAGAGUCUGAGAGACAGAGACUCUGUGGAGGAAUCCCCUGGACGCUGUGAGAGAUGUGAUGCCCUGCACCUCCUGCAUAAGCAGCCUGGUGGUGCUACAGAGGGUUCCCUGGAUCUGGUCAGUUCUCUGGAUGCCAUAGACAACAGUACGGGAAUUCUCCAUGUGUUGUUCUUGUUACUGGAGGGCCUGUCUGGAGCCGUGUCCUCCUGUCCAAGAUCUUAUCAACCCCAGACCCUGGAGAUGUUGUUUGAUAUCCUCAGGUCCACUGCAGACAUUCCGGGUGCUAAAUUUUCGCUGUUUUGUGUGAAUAGUCUCCUGUUGCCAAUGAUCCAGUCUUGGUUGCGGGAAGGCAGUCGUAAGCUGGGCUACUGGGACUGUGGGGCCAACAACUUCAAGCAGUGCUGUGGUCUCUGUACCGAUCUUGUAGUGGCACUUGUCCAGAAGUUCUCAGGUUCAUCAGAAGAGGUGUCUCGAUCAGUUGAACUGAUGCUCAGGCAGCUAUACAGUAUCCUAGUGGAAUGUAUCUCACAGCCUACCGAGAUAAUCUCAAGACUUGGCUGCUCCUGUAUCAGGCAUGUGAUGCUGAGUGCAGGAAACUUUUUCACUGAGGAGAUGUGGCAGAUCAGUGGAGUCGCCAUGGAGACGGCCCUGGAUGUGUCCACCUUCCACCUGCGGCAGCUGAUGCUGCUCUUCCAUGUGGACUCCAACAAUUUCUAUGGUGACAUAGCACAGGUCAAGGUUGCCAUGAGACGAGACAGCUCUCCCCAGGAGACUCGACGACUCAGACACCUGGCUCACCAGGUAUUCCUGCUGGACAAUCAGAUGUCGGCUCAUCAACAGACAGAUGAUGUGGAGGAGGAUAAAUCAUUCGUCUUUCUUCUCUACAAGCCAGGAGAGGACCACAGUCUCAAUCCAGAAGACAUUUUACUCAGAUUGCCAUUCAGAAACGUAGUAGUUGGACUUUUAGCCAAUCAGCUUCUACUGCAAACGAUAGGCAGUGUUCUCCUGACCCCAGAGUCUGUCAACUCUCCCUCGCCGCUGACCGACGAGAAACACCAUACCUUGUCAGGAAUGAUCUCGAAGCUGUCGGUUAGGAACAUGCUGAAGAUGCUUGAUUGUCUGCGUAACGCCUAUAAGACGGCGGUCGAGUUCGACUCCAGACCGGGGCUGAAGUUUCUGAUCCAGAAAGUGGCAAGGACGGAGGUGGCGGUCAAUCUGUACAAACAGGCGGGGGCCAGCAUCGUCUUCUACAUCCAUUCCCUCCUACAAAUCUGUGCCAACAUCCCCGACCUCACUACGGUCAAGGUCAAACAGCUGUCCUGUUCCGUUCAGCAGAAUUUACUAAACAAUUGUUACCUCAAUGCAAAGCAUAACUCCAGUAUUGCCAAAGUGUUAGCUAGUCCUGACCUAUUUAUCCAGCUGUUGAAGGCCAUUUGUGAUGAGCUCUGUCAAAGCUACGUGGACAUUUUGUCAGACGAGACCUCUAGCUGUGUGGAUAGUAUGGCAGAACAGCAGGUGUUUUUCCUGAUAGCCCAGCCUGACGACAUUACGGAUAUUGUGGGCAAAAGAAAAAAAUCCCAAACAGAGGACCCGAAACCCAAACCUUCCGGUCACAGCCAAGAUCUGAUGUCAGCAGCUGUCCCUCUUCAAGAGCAAAUCUGUCCAAGUUCUGAAGGAAGCACUGAAGAUGAACAGGACGUAGAAAGUUCGGAUUCAGAUUAUCCAACUAAAAGCAAGCGUGAGCUUCGUGAGGAACAAGACAGCAAGGUUUACACCAUAGCGACGGACUCGCUGAUCAAGUCACUGAUGACCGAGUACAAACGCCGCAAACAGGCCAACGCCAUGCCAAAGUUUGUCAAAAUCUCCAAAAAGACCAAGAAAUCCAAAGAAAGGAAACCCAUGGAGUUUGUUGAUAAAGUGGAGAGACAGAUUGAAGAACAGAGGAAGACAUCAUACAUGAAGGACAGUGAGGCCCGGAUCAAGUCCUGGACAGAACUCCUGUGCUCCGUGCUCGGACUCUUCCACCAGCUUCCAGAGGAUCAGUUCCGGACACUUCUCCCAACUGUAUUCAACUGCAUCACUCAGCUGGUCUGUCACGCUGCGGACCAGAGGCUCAGGGACUCUGUGGGACAGAUUGUGUACAGACUGGGGAUCAUUCUGGAGUUAACCAAUGAGAGCUCAGAAUACAAAGAAGAGACUGACCCCCAAAAGCAAAGGUUGCAGUAGUCUUUCUCUAUCUACUGAUGUCAAAGAUACCGACUAAGAUGUAUAUUGUGUUCCCAUUUACUUAUUUAUUAAAUUUAUUUAUUUAUGGUCGAAGAAAUACACAUUCCAUUGUCAUAGUUACAAAGACUUAAUACCUGAUGUCCUGUAUAUGUGAUGUAGCAUUAGAAAACCGGGCCGUGCAGAAUUCCAUUAUAUAUUUUUCCAAAUGUCUAUUUAUAUUGACAUAUACUUUGAGAGCCCAGUCAUGCCGAUGGGUUAUCCCCUUGAUACUGGGUGAGUUUAUGGUACUCGUACAAACAUGGCCUCCAAGGUUACUCUCUUGGGAGCAAGAAACUUAUUCUAGUCAUAAUUCAGAUCAAUCAAUGUGGUGCCAGUGAUGUUACGUAGCUUAUCUAUCAUAAAGUUAACAAAUGUGGCCAAUAUUUUACACCCAUCCCGUACAUAUGUAGCCUAGCAUCCUACCCAAUCAUUGUCAGAUAGCUGUUAAAGGGCAUGGUCACGGUUUGGGUCAAGUUCUGUUUUUAUGUUUUUAUUAUUUACAAUAUUUUAUAAAUGCAUUUCUAUUGGUCAAAUUAAAUUUGAGAGUGAUUCAUGGAGUUAUAAGCAAGAUACAGGGCUCACAAUUCUUUGUCAUGUAAACAAGGCUCGUGUCCUUUUUUGGUUUACAUAGGCUCAAUAUACCAGUAAAAAAUCUUUUUCCAGCUUAUUUGUCUAUCUUUUUAUUUAUUUUAAGAUAAACAGUUCCUAACGUUUAACACAUUGGUUUUAUUAGACUGAAAUUAUUACUUCAAUGUUCAAAAUAUAAACAAACGCUUUGUUUACAUAGCAAAGAAUUUCAUGCUCUGUAACUCGAUUAUAACUCAACAGAUGACACUCAAAUUUCGGUUCCUUUUUAAAAUGCCUUUCUGAAGCAUUGUAAAUAUCAAAAUCGGAAAAAUGAUUUUUGACCAAAAUCAUGACCAUGCCCCUUUAAAUAUCACAGUGUUCAUUGAUGUUCAUAACAGAGUUGCUGGGUUCAUGUCCUAUAAACACAUAAAAAAGAAAACUGACCUUUCCUUAAUUUUUGAUGAAUUUACUCAUCUCCAGAAAGUUUUCAUUAUUAUUAUUUUUUAGAAUUUCUGAAAGUGGCCCUAAAGAAAUUUCUUUACCCAUCAAGUUCAUUUUUUUCAAGUAUGUUAUUUGUUUCUUGAAACUUUUAAAGUACCUUUAUUUUCUAGAGUUUCUUUUUUUUUUGUCUUUGAAAAUGUAAUUAUUAGGUAACAAUAAUAUAUUUAUUUAAAUAUAAAUAUUUAAAUGAAAUCUGCUCCAGAUAUCUUUUAAAAAAGUAAUAUAUGUAACAAAUAGCAAAUAGUUAACAUAUCAGUAAGCCACAGAAUAUCAAUUUUAUGUCCAACUUAUUCUUUUCCUAUGGUCAUGGCAAUAAACUGGUCCUCCAUCAAGUCUUUGUUUAGCACUGUUUGUCAUGGCAAUAAACUGGUCCUCCUUCAAGUCUUUGUCUAGCAGUGUGUGUCAUGGCUAUAAACUGGUCCUCAUCUGUUUUAGCAGUUUGUCAUUACAAUUAAUUGGUCCUUGUCUUUGUGUAGCAGUGUGUGUCAUGGCUAUAAACUGGUCCCUGUAUUUGUGUAGCAGUGUGUGUCAUGGCUAUAAACUGGUCCUCAUCUGUUUUAGCAGUUUGUCAUUACAAUUAAUUGGUCCUUGUCUUUGUGUAGCAGUGUGUGUCAUGGCUAUAAACUCGUCCCUGUCUUUGUGUAGCAGUGUGUGUCAUGGCUAUUAACUGGUCCUCAUCUGUUUUAGCAGUUUGUCAUUACAAUUAAUUGGUCCUUGUCUUUGUGUAGCAGUGUGUGUCGUGGCUAUAAACUGGUCCCUGUCUUUGUGUAGCAGUGUUGACGAUUAUCUUGAUUUUUGUCUUCAUCGCAUGUCCAAAUCUCUCACCCCUGAGACAGGCAUUUUUUAAUAAUUCAAAUGUAACAAAAAUUAAAAUUAAAUAGAAUCUUAACUCAUCUGACUGUUUAACAGUGUGUGGGUUAGUAUGUAUAAGCCUAAUGGGAUAUAUUUCAUGUUUGUCUUUAUCAUUGUCCAGACUUCUUCAUCCCUGAGACAGGUACAGAUAUCUUCAUGUAUUUGUUAAUUGGUGUGAAUGUAGACCAAUUCACUCUUUACAAAAGUAAUGUCCCUUAGUUACCAUCUUUGGGGGAAAAAGCCAUAGAUUUCUAAUAGUAGCUUUUUAGCUCACCUGAGCCAAAGGCUCAAGUGAGCUUUUCUGAUCACAAUUUGUCCGUUGUCUGUCGUCGUUGUCGUUGUUGUUGUUGUCGGCGUCGGCGUUGUAAACUUUUCACAUUUUCAUCUUCUUCUCAAGAACCACUGAGCAGAUUUCAACCAAAUUUGGCACAAAGCACCACUAGGUGAAGGGGAUUCAAGUUUGUUCAAAUGAAGGGCCACGCCCUCUUUAAAGGGGAGAUAAUUGAGAAUUUUUGAAAAUUUGUUGGUAUUUUUCAAAAAUCUUCUUCUCAAAAACUAUUCGGCCUGAAAAGCUCAAACUUGUGUGGAGGCAUCCUCAGGUAGUGUAGAUUCAAGUUUGUUCAAAUCAUGGUCCCCAGGGGUAGGGAGGGGCCACAAUGGGGGGAUCAAGUUUUACAUAGAAAUAUAUAGACAAAAUCCUUAAAAAUCUUCUUCUAAAAAACUAUCAGGCCAGAAAAGCUCAAAUAAAUAUGGGAGCCUCCUCAGAUAGUGUAGAUUCAAGUUUGUUCAAAUCAUGGUCCCCGGGGGUAGGGUGGGGCCACAAUGGGGGGAUCAAGUUUUACAUAGGAAUAUAUAGAGAAAAUCUUUAAAAGUCUUCUUCUAAAAAAUUAUUAGGCCAGAGAAGCUCAAAUAAAAAUGGGAGCCUCCUCAGGUAGUGUAGAUUCAAGUUUGUUCAAAUCAUGGUCCCCAGGGGUAGGGUGGGGCCACAAUGGGGGGAUCAAGUUUUACAUAGGAAUAUAUAGAGAAAAUCUUUAAAAAUCUUCUUCUAAAAAAUUAUUAGGCCAGAAAAGCUCAAAUAAAUAUGGAAGCUUCCUCAGGUAGUGUAGAUUCAAGUUUGUUCAAAUCAUGGUCUCCGGGGCUAGGGUGGGGCCACAAUUAGGGGAUCAAGUUUUACAUAGAAAUAUAUAGACAAAAUCUUUAAAAAAUCUUCUUCUAAAAAACAAUCAGGCCAGAAAAGCUCAAAUUAAAAUGGAAGCAUCCUCAGGUAGUGUAGAUUCAAGUUUGUUCAAAUUAUGGUCCCCGGGGGUAGGGUGGGGCCACAAGAGGGGGGUCAUGUUUUACAUAGGAAUAUAUCGAAAAAUUUUUUAAAAAUCUUCUUCUCAAAAACUAUAAGGUCAGAAAAGCUUAAAUUUGAGUGGAAGCAUCCUCAGAUAGUGUAGAUUCAAGUUUGUUCAAAUCAUGGUCCCCAGGGGUAGGGUGGGGCCACAAUUAGGGGAUCAAGUUUUACAUAGAAAUAUAUAGACAAAAUCUUUAAAAAUCUUCUUCUAAAAAAUUAUUAGGCCAGAAAAGCUCAAAUAAAUAUGGAAGCUUCCUCAGGUAUGUAGAUUCAAGUUUGUUCAAAUCAUGGUCUCCGGGGCUAGGGUGGGGCCACAAUUAGGGGAUCAAGUUUUACAUAGAAAUAUAUAGACAAAAUCUUUAAAAAUCUUCUUCUAAAAAACAAUCAGGCCAGAAAAGCUCAAAUUAAAAUGGAAGCAUCCUCAGGUAGUGUAGAUUCAAGUUUGUUCAAAUUAUGGUCCCCGGGGGUAGGGUGGGGCCACAAGAGGGGGGUCAUGUUUUACAUAGGAAUAUAUCGAAAUUUUUUUUAAAAAUCUUCUUCUCAAAAACUAUAAGGUCAGAAAAGCUUAAAUUUGAGUGGAAGCAUCCUCAGAUAGUGUAGAUUCAAGUUUGUUCAAAUCAUGGUCCCCAGGGGUAGGGUGGGGCCACAAUUAGGGGAUCAAGUUUUACAUAGAAAUAUAUAGACAAAAUCUUUAAAAAUCUUCUUCUAAAAAACUAUCAGGCCAGAAAAGCUCAAAUUAAAAUGGAAGCAUCCUCAGGUAAUGUAGAUUCAAGUUUGUUCAAAUCAUGGUCCCUGGGGGUAGGGCGGGGCCACAAUGGGGAUAAAUUUUUAUAUAUAGAGAAAAUCUAUAAAAAUCUUCUUCUCAAAACUAUAAGGCCAGGAAAGCCCAAAUUUAAGUGGAAGCAUCCCAAGAUCGUAAAGAUUCAAGUUUGUUUAAAUAACAGUCAUGGGGUAUGGUGAGGCCACAAUGGGGGAUGAAUUUUUACAUAGGAAUAUAUAGAGAAAAUCUUUAAUAUCUUCUUUUUAAAGACUAUUUGGCCAGAAAAGCCUAAACUUGUGUAGAGGCAUCCUCGGAUAGUGUAAAUUCAAGUUUGCAAAAUCACAGUCCCUAGUGAUAGGGCUGGGCCGUGAUGGCGGUUUGAAUUUUUUACAUAGGAAUAUAUAGAGAAAAAUCUUUAAAAAUAUUCUGGGAAAGUUUUCGGUCCAAAACUCAUUACUUAGUGUGAAAGCACAGGUUAUGCAGAUUUAAGUUUGAUGAAACCAUGAUUCCCUAGAGAAAAGGGGGGCCACGAAAUGGAGGGGGGGGGGGGGGUAAAUUGGAAUAGAGAAAAAUCUUCUUACAGGUACAACAACAAAAGGGGCUUGGUAUUUACCCCAAAAAAGAGGUGGAUAAAAAUUGGCAGAUUUUCUAUUUUUUUUAGCAAGAUCUACUGUACUUAGUUGUCAAGAUAUUUUGAUACUGUAAUGCUAAUUUGAUCAGAAUUAAGGCAAUUGUUGCUCAGGUGAGCGAUGUGGCCCCUGGGCCUCUUGUUUAGUUUGUUAUUUUGACAUUAAAAAUUCAUUUCGGUUGUGUAUUUUGAUUUUGAUUUUACAUGGGCAACCUUUGAUAUCUUAAAUAAUUAAAGAUUAUUUUUUUUACAUAAAAACACCAACAUGUAUGGGGAUUGUUAAAAUAGUUAAAAUCCAAAAAUCAAAGAAAUAAAUUCAUUUCAAAGAGAUUUCAUCACAGGAAGCACAUAUUUGGUUGCAAAAAGAAGGGGAAAGUUUAUAUUUUUCCAUUUUGACCUUUGUGUUGACUCUGCAAAAUGAAUCAACGUUUGCAAAGUGGAUUGGUCUAUAUUUUAACAUACAUGUUGGUGUUGUGUAUAAAAAAUAAUCUUUACUCAUAAAAGUUAUCAAAGGUUACCUAUGUUUUUGUCAAAAAAUACCUUCUGAGACAGCCCCUCUAAACCUUUCUAUGUCCAUUUAUUCUUACAACUUGAAUAAUUCUGUUGCGUAAUAAAUUCUGAUAAAAAUAAAGAAUUAUUCCAUCCUUCAAAUUCCUUGGAGUGUGUUGGGCUUUGUUGACAGUAAGUUCUGAAUAUACUAGGACCCAUGACAUUUAACAAUGAACUUGAUUUAGCGGAAGCUACAUUCCACCAAAAGUGCUAAAUAGAAUACACAGCUAAAUGUACUUAGGGUAGCCUGUCAACAAAGCUGUUAAACAUCAAUUUGGAGAUGAUGAAGACUUAGUAGGAAUAUGAGGGAAGCAAAGUGACAACAGAAAAAUUCAGAUUUUUAUAAUUAUUUAAGCAUCUUUUCAACUUGUCAAGAUUAAAAUUUAUUUUUAUUACAAUUCCCAAAUUUUGAAAAAAUAUGGUAGAGCCAACUUCUUUAAAAGUAUAAAAAUUAUUGUAAAGAUUUUCUUUGAAUUGUUUGAUGGUAUAAACAUUGAUUUUUUGUAGUUUUAAAGCUGUAAAUAGAUAUUUACAAAACACUUUUGAAUGAGAUGAUUUUGUCUUGACCACCUGUCCAUAUCCUGUCUUCAUUUAGAACAGGUACUUCAAGCUCCCGUCAGUCGUUUGGGUGCAGAUAUAUUGUUUAUAAUUAAAAUUGUAACAAAAUGACAAUUUAUUUUAACUGGUAUCCAAGUUCUUCUUUUUCAUUGAUUUUAGUAUCUUAUAACAUAUAUUAUUAAUAUCAAACUUAACUUCUAGAAAAAAUGUUGAGUGACUGACCGUACUCCAAGCUCCCGUCUGUCGUUUGGGUGCAGAUGUGUUGUUUAAAAUUAAAAUUGUAACAAAAUGACAAUUUAUUUUAACUGGUAUCCAAGUUCUUCUUUUUCAUUGAUUUUAGUAUCUUAUAACAUAUAUUAUUAAUAUCAAACUUAACUUCUAGAAAAAAUGUUGAGUGACUGACCGUACUCCAAGCUCCUGUCAGUCAUUUGGGUGCAGAUGUGUUGUUUAAAAUUAAAAUUGUAACAAAAUGACAAUUUAUUUUAACUGGUAUCCAAGUUCUUCUUUUUCAUUGAUUUUAGUAUCUUAUAACAUAUAUUAUUAAUAUCAAACUUAACUUCUAGAAAAAAUGUUGAGUGACUGACCGUACUCCAAGCUCCUGUCAGUCAUUUGGGUGCAGAUGUGUUGUUUAAAAUUAAAAUUGUAACAAAAUGACAAUUUAUUUUAACUGGUAUCCAAGUUCUUCUUUUUCAUUGAUUUUAGUAUCUUAUAACAUAUAUUAUUAAUAUCAAACUUAACUUCUAGAAAAAAUGUUGUGUGACUGACUGUCUAUACUUCAUCAUCCUUCAGAACAGGAGAUGAAAUCUUGAACAAAUUCAUCUUGAUGGUCAUAAUGAAUUACUCAUACAAAUACAAACAAAUACAUUAAAAAAAAGAAACAAUAAAAAAGUGGUUAUAAAGGAAAUAAACCCAUUGAUUUAUUUAAGAAGAGAUGUUGUUUCGACUAACUGUCCAUCUCUAGGUAAUGGACUGUUAUUCUUCUUGAUGGCGAUAAAGAAAUAAAAACCUGAUACAUACACUUGUGCAUUAAUUUUAAUCACUUAAAGAGUGGUUAUUGGUAUUAAGAAAUUUUAUAAUAAAAGGUCCAUUGAACUACUUGUGUAUUUAAAAAAAAAGAUGUUCUGACCAACUGUCCAGAUCUCUUUAUCACUCAGAACAGGUGAUGAACUCUUCUUGACGGCAAUAAAGGAAAAAAAUAUAUUAAAAAUUCAAUAAAAAAGGUGUGUGCAUUAAAAAUUUAAAUUGAAAGGGGUUUUAAUAAAAUUAAAUCCCAAAACCAGUACUUGUGCAUUAAAAGAAAACACAAUAAAAAAGUAGUUAAAUAAAGCAAAUAAAACCAAUGAAUUAUUCUAGAACAGAUUUUGUCCUAACCAAUUGUCCAUAUCUCCUUAUCAUUCAGAACAGGUGAGGAUCUAUGCUAUUCUUCUUGAGCACGAUAAAAGAAAUACAAAAACAGAAAUAAUUGUGCAUUAAAAUUCACUUUAAAAAUUGUAAAAAUAAACCAUUGAACUAUUCAAGAAAAGCGCUGUUCUAACCAUUUGUCCCAAAUUCAUCUCAUGGAACAGGUGAUGUCAACGGGUGAUGUCAAUAAGUGAUUUCAACUCAGUUUGUCUUCUCGAUUAUUAACAAUAAAGAAAUACAAACCUUAUACACAUAUACUUGUGCAAUCCAAGCAAAUUAAAAAAAAACUCACUUUAAAGGAGGCUCUAAUAAAUUGAAAAUCCCAAACAAAUACUUUUGCAUUAAUUUAUUGUUACAUAAUAAAAAUCCCAUUGGACUAUUCUUAAAAAAAUGUUGUCCUAACCAAUUGUCCACAUCUCUUCAUCAUUCAGAACAGGAGAAGUAAUCUCUUGAAAAAAUUCAUCUGAAUGGCCAUAAAGAAUAAAUUCCUAGCAAAAAAAACCAGACCAGGAAUUCCCUGGAUUUCUCAGGAAAAUUUCAGAAAUAUCCUGCUCUUAUCCCAAGAUAAUCUCAGGAACUCCUGAUUUUUAGAAGAGGUCGCAUUAAUAAAUUCAUCUGAAUGGCCAUAAAGAAUAAAUUCCUAGCAAAAAAAAACCAGACCAGGAAUUCCCUGGAUUUCUCAGGAAAAUUUCAGAAAUAUCCUGCUGUUUAUCCCAAGAUAAUCUCAGGAACUCCUGAUUUUAAGAAGAAGUCGCAUUAAUAAACAUUGCAAUACAAUUUUUGGUCAAAUCAACAGUCACCUGAUAUAUAAAGUCCCUCCCCCCCC
This is a messenger RNA of Magallana angulata, 14567 nucleotides long. RefSeq names its product brefeldin A-inhibited guanine nucleotide-exchange protein 3-like. Bases 221 to 6550 code for a protein of 2109 amino acids. The transcript is spliced from 34 exons. Gene Ontology annotation, biological process: regulation of ARF protein signal transduction. Gene Ontology annotation, molecular function: guanyl-nucleotide exchange factor activity. The record is from RefSeq and is a predicted model, not a curated record. Lineage: Eukaryota; Metazoa; Mollusca; Bivalvia; Ostreida; Ostreidae.